Molecule: messenger RNA, 843 nt
Organism: Protopolystoma xenopodis
Lineage: Eukaryota; Metazoa; Platyhelminthes; Monogenea; Polystomatidea; Polystomatidae
Source: the annotation of a GenBank genome assembly
CAGACAUCGAAGAACCUGGUUAUUCGUGAGGCUCUAAGUCUUUCCACCUUCGUUCAACGUUGUUACUCCUUUCCUGGCGUCACAACUCGCCAUGAUAACAUCGACAUUGUGAUCAUCCGCGAGAACACUGAGGGCGAGUAUAGUCGACUAGAGCAUGAAAAUGUUCCUGGCGUUGUGGAGUCUCUUAAGAUAAUUACAGCCAAAAAGUCUAGGAAAGUUGCCCAAUUCGCAUUCGAAUAUGCCGUUAAGCACAAACGCCGGUUGGUAACUGCUGUUCACAAGGCAAAUAUAAUGAAGCUAAGUGAUGGUCUUUUCUUAAACGUUUGUUCUGAAGUGGCCAAGAGCUUCCCACAAAUCGAAUUCAACUCGAUGAUUAUCGACAACUGCUGUAUGCAACUGGUGAGUCGUCCUCACCAAUUCGACAUGAUGGUGCUGCCCAAUCUCUACGGCAAUAUCGUUGGUAAUGUGGCCGCUGGGUUGGUCGGGGGUCCGGGCUUGGCGUGUGGUAUGAAUCUGGGCGACAAACACGCUCUUUUCGAGACGGGCACACGCAAUUCUGGCCGCUCAUUGGUCGGCAAGAAUGUUGCCAAUCCUUUCGCAAUUCUGCUCACCAAUGCUGACAUGCUUGGAUACUUGGUUCAUAUUUUCUGUGUUUAUGCCCAUUAUGGGGAGAAUUCAUGGGCCGGAAGUGGAUUUAGAGGCAGCUGUUUCCAUAAACAAACAAACAAACUUGCCUACGACCGUAGUUUGGACGUAGAUACGAAGACCAAGAUGUUGUGGCCAUCUCCUUUCGGUGUAUACAAAUUGUCUCCGCAACUUGAUCGCAUUGUGAGGACGACUUAG